GUAUGCAUUCAUUCUUCUUGAGAAAAUAAGAGAAAAUCCAAUUUUUUCCACAAACUUUCUCAGAAUUUAGAGAGCGGUCUCAAAGUCAAACGGGUCCAAACGCUCCUGUGGACCAAUUUCUCUCGAGAAUUUUUGGCAUUUGGGUGUGGGGGGGGACAUCCUUUGCGAGCUAGCGGUGGACCCAGUGUAACGCUCGGAUACAGUCUGAUAUCUAAUAUUUUUCAACGAAAAGAUCGGCUUUCUUACACCGAUAAGCCCCUGUACUUAUAAUCUCGAAUGCAUCGCCACUGUUGUCUACCAACCCCUUCUCCAGUCUCCUCCUUACCUCUAAUUUUAUAUGAUUGUAACCAGUCGGAUAGUUAUAAAGAAAGACACUGAGAAUAUCCUUGGAAGCUGAAUUUUGUGUUUAUAAAAAGGUUCUGGUGCGGUGGAUAGAUGUCUACUCUCAAUAAAGAGCUUGUCUUUUUAAUUUUACAGUUCCUCAAUGAGGAAGGUUUCAAAGGAGCUGCUCACAUGCUUGAGAAUGAAACUGGGUUUUACUUCAACAUGGAAUUUUUUGGGGAGUUGAUACUUAGUGGGAGUUGGGAUGAGGCUGAGAGGUAUCUUGCUGGUUUCACUAAGUUAGAUGACAAUAGAUGCUCGACCAAGAUCUUUUUUGAGAUCAGGAAGCAGAAGUUCCUCGAGGCAUUGGACAAGAAUGAACGUGCCAAGGCUUUAGAUAUCCUUAUGAAGGAUUUGAAAGUUUUUACACCAAAUAACGAGGCCCUCUUCAUGGAAAUGACUCAGCUUUUGACAUUAAACGAUAUAAGGGAACAUGACUCACUCUCCAUGUAUGGAGAUACAGAGUCUGCAAGGCAAAUCUUGAUGCUUGAAGUUAAGAAAAUUAUAGAGGCAAACCCCCUUUUCCAUGACAAAUUAAAAUUUCCCAGCAUUAGAAGUCAGAGAUUACGCCGUCUCAUAAAUCAGGGCCUGAAUUGGCAGCAUAUACAUUGUACACUUCCUCAACCAAAUCCCAAUAUAAGUACCCUUUUUGUGGAUCAUGUUUGUCUACCACCAGAGGAUCAGUUACUUUCAACAUCAAGUGAUAACAAUCUAUUGGCCACAUCAAUGCCAGCACCAAUAUCCCCAGCCAGUUCUAUAUCUACACCAUCAACCGUGUCUCAUUCUGAAAUUUCUAGCGGAGCCAUCUGUCUUGGUGGUUCAACAAACCUAGAUGGAUUGAAGAACACUAAUGGAUUAUCUGAAAUUUUUCCUUUAGAGACCUCUAAUAAGGAAACAUCAGCUGUCACACAUCCUGGUGAAAGCUUUUUCAACAUUGACAAUGAUUUCUCGACUGUCAUUCAUCCUGAUCAAAGUAUUUUCAAAAUUCCUGAUGACUUGCCCAAGAGUCGUCAGAAGAACAAUACAUUUGAAAGCUGCAGACAGAUAAACAAUACUGACUUGCCCAAGACUGUUGCAAGGAUAUUGAAUGAGGGGUCAUCUCCAAUGAGCAUGGAUUUUCAUCCUGUUAAACAAACUAUUCUUCUAGUUGGAACUAAUAUGGGAGAUAUAGGAUUGUGGGAAGUUAGUUCUGGGGAAAAGUUGCUGUCAAGGAAUUUUAAGGUUUGGGAUAUUGGAGCAUGCUCAAUGAAAUUCAAGGCAGCUCUUCUUAAGGAUCCAUGUGUUUCUGUUAAUUGUAUUGCAUGGAGCCCUGAGGGUUCUUUAUUUGGUGCUGCGUAUUCGAAACACAUGGUGCAAAUAUAUUCUUAUGUUGGUGCGAAUGAUGUCCAGCAGCAAAUGGAGAUCGAUGCUCAUGUUGGUGGUGUAAAUGACUUAGCAUUCUCUGCCCCUGAGAAAAAACAUUUGGUCAUAACUUGCGGUGAUGAUAAGAUGAUUAAGGUAUGGGAUGUCACUACUGGUGUCAGAAUGUAUAGUUUUGAAGGUCAUGAUGCUGCUAUUUAUUCUAUCUGCCCUCAUAGCAAGGAAGGCAUUCAUUUUAUCUUUUCAACAUCAGUGGAUGGCAAUAUAAAAGCAUGGCUAUAUGAUAACAUGGGAGCCAGAGUUGAUUAUGAUGCUCCUGGUCUGGGGUGUACAUCAAUGGCAUAUAGUGCUGAUGAUAAAAGGCUUUUCUCAUGUGGGACCAGUAAAUGUGGGGAGUCAUUUCUUGUUGAAUGGAAUGAAAGUGAAGGUGCAAUAAAGAGAAUCUACCAUGGAUUGCAGAAGAAUUCUUUGGCUGUAGUACAGUUUGAUAUAAUGAAGAAUCAAUUCUUGGCUGCUGGUGAUGAGCAUGUAAUUAAAAUUUGGGAUGUGGACAAUGUUGAUCUUUUCUCGACUAUUGAUGCAGAUGGUGGAUUACCUGCAAAUCCACGUAUUCGGUUCAACAAAGAUGGCACAUUGUUGGCUGUUUUUGCUAAUGAAAACAGAAUUAAGAUUUUGGCUACUGAUUGUGGUCUUCAGUUGCUGCACAAAUCUGAAAACUGCUCAGUUGAUGACUCUAGAGUUCUUUCUGAUACUUUUAGGAAGCUUGCAAUUAACCCAGCUUCAACUGUUACUUGUGCCGGAGUUGCUGAUGAAGCACUGGAGAAUGGGGACUCAAAAAGUUUGGAGGCUGUGAAAUAUGAAUUUACUGGGAAAGCUGAUCAGAAUCUCUUUGAAAUGAACAAGCGUUCUCAGUGCCAGACCUUGCGGCUUCCUUCAUAUAUAAAAGCUAACAAGAUAUCAAAAUUGGCUUACAACAAUGCAGGUAAUGCCAUUUUGGCAUUGGCAUCAAAUGGUAUUCAUCUAUUUUGGAAAUGGCAACUUAAUGACCUUAAUAUGAGUGGCAAGGCAACUACAGAAGUUCUCCCUCAACAAUGGCAACCAAAGAGUGGCCCAAGGCUGAUGACAAAUGACCUUACAGACACAAAGUAUGGAGAAACCCUUUCUUGUUUUGCUUUGUCCAAGAAUGAUUCAUAUCUCAUGUCAUCAUCAGGAGGGAAGAUAUCCCUGUUCAACAUGGUGACAUUCAAGACAAUGCUGUGUAUCAGGCCUGCACCACCUGCAACAACUAGUCUUGCUUUUCUCCCUCAAGAUAACAACGUAGUUGCUAUAGGGAGGGACGACUCCACAAUUUUAAUAUAUAAUGUUCGUCUAGCUAAGGUUAUCAGUAAGCUUGAGGGUCAUUCCAAGAGAGUAUCUAGCCUUGCCUUUUCUAAAGCCCUGAAUUUGCUUGUUUCUUCUGGAGCAGAUUCUCAGAUUUUGGUGUGGAACGUUAAAGGGUGGGAAAAACACAGAAGCGGAUUCUUACAGAUUCCUGACGAGAAAAAGCAUGAAGCAUUAUUGGACACCCAUGUCCAGUUUCAUCAGGAUCAAACACGCUUCCUUGUUGUACAUGAGAGUUGUCUCUCAAUUUAUGAAGCCAGAGAUUUAGAAUGUUUAAAGCAGUGGGUUCGAGGAGAUCUUGUGCCAAUCUCCCAAGCAACUUUCUCAUGUGAUAGCCAAAUGGUGUAUGCCACCUUUGUGGAUGGAAGUGUAUCUAUAUUUGAUGCUUCACGUCUUGAACUACAUUGUCGGAUUACUUCCACUGCUUACCUUCCAUUUAGUUCAUGUGAUGAUGGUUAUCCGCUAGUUAUUGCUGCACAUCCACAGAAACCAAACCAAUUUGCAGUGGGGCUAUCAAAUGGUGGGGUGAUUGUAUUUGAGCCUCUAAAUCCUGCUGGCAAGUGGAGUACGUUGCCACCAUAUGAAGAUGGGUCAGAAGGUGCCAUGCCUGUCGAAUCUGAUGUUGACUAAUCAAAGUUCCUCGCAAUCUGAUUUCAACGAUUUCAGAGUUUGAUCAAACCAAGCUUUUUACAUAGAAAUGACGAAUUGGACAAAAGUCCCUUGGCUGGAAUAUAUAUGCCCCAUAUAUAAAUCAACAUAUUUAUGUGCUUGUGCUUCCUAUAUGGUUUUUGGGUGGCAUAGACCACACUAAAGUUGCUAAUAAGAGCCACAUCCUCGUUACCAGAA
Molecule: messenger RNA, 3966 nt
Organism: Hevea brasiliensis (rubber tree)
Lineage: Eukaryota; Viridiplantae; Streptophyta; Magnoliopsida; Malpighiales; Euphorbiaceae
Product: protein TOPLESS
Exons: 26
Coding region: 436-3750 (1104 amino acids)
Biological process (GO): regulation of DNA-templated transcription
Molecular function (GO): protein binding
Source: RefSeq, a predicted model, not a curated record